GCACUAACCCAGCAAUAGCAUCACAACGUUUUGUGACAAACGUAACACACAGAGUGACGGAGAGACAAACUACAAUGUCGGCAGGUUCCAAGAGCGUCCUAGUUCCCACUGAUGCCGAGCUGCUGCAGGCACAAGCAGAUCUAUGGCGCCACAGCCUCUACUACCUCACCUCCAUGGCGUUCAAGUGUGCCGUCGAGCUCGGCGUCCCAACUGCCAUCCAUAACCUGGGAGGGGCUGCAUCGGUGAAGGACCUGGUAACAACACUAUCCCUCCCGGAAACUAAGCUGCCGUUCCUGCGCCGUGUGAUGCGGUUGCUGGUCACCUCUGGCAUCUUUGCAUCUGAAAGCAGCGCCGAUGUGGAGACCUACCGCCUCAACCCUCUCUCCUGGCUCCUGGUGGAAGGUGUGGAUGCUGAAGACCACACCAACCAGAGAAGUUUCGUGUUAGCCACUGUCUCGCGGCAUUAUGUUGAAGCAGCGAUGUCCCUUGCUGACUGGUUCAAGAAGGAUUUGGCGCCCCCUCUCCCAUCGCCGUUCGAGGAACUACAUGGUGUGCCACUCCUUCAUGAGAAAACACCGCUCUUGGACAAAGAUCUUCACGACGUUGUUCUUGAAGGUUUGGCAGCGCAUGACAAUUUGGCAAUAGGAACAAUUAUGCGGGAGUGCCAUGAUCUUUUCCGGGGGGUGCAGUCGCUAACUGACUGCUGUGGGGGAGAUGGCACCACGGCGAGGGCUAUCGUCAGGGCCCACCCUAACAUCAAGUGCACCGUGCUUGACCUACCAGAAGUCAUCAAGACUGCACCAGCUGAUGGUGUCAUAAACUACGUUGCGGGUGACAUGUUCAAAUCUGUCCCGCCAUCUCAAGCUGUGUUGCUCAAGCUUGUACUGCAUCACUGGAGCGAUGAGGAUUGUGUGAAGAUCUUAGAACAAUGCAAGAAGGCAAUUCCUUCCCGAGAAGAGGGAGGGAAGGUGAUCAUUAUAGAAAUAGUUCUUGGCCCUUCUUUAGGUCCAAUAAUGUUUGAAGCCCAACUCCUGCUGGACAUGCUCAUGAUGGUGAAUACCAGAGGCAGGCAGAGGGAUGAAAAUGACUGGCGUGAAAUUUUCAUGAAAGCAGGGUUCAGUGACUAUAAGAUUGUUAAGAAAGUGGGAACUCGUGGUGUUAUCGAGGUCUACCCAUAAGACUACUGCAGUCCUAAAUGAAGAAUAUGCUUAUAGUGUGGUUCAGUACGGACCGUAUGCUGUGAGCAGAUAAAUAAACGAAGUGCCUUGUUCCCUGAACAGAGGUAUAUGAAUCUUAAGGUAGAUGAACUAAGCUUUUAUUACUUUGAGAUCCAUAUAGCUUCUGUUUUAGAAACUAGCACUAUUAUGCUUCCUUUGUGCCAUAUUCCUAUGUUUGCUCCACCGAGAGACAGUUUGGUGCUUGUUGAUCAGUAUUUGAUGUAAUUCCAAAAUAAGAUGUGUAAUGUAUUGUCAUGUUACAUCGUUGAGUGGCACUAUUAUUACUUACAAAUUUACAAUAUAUAAAAAUACUGUGAUGUC
Setaria italica (foxtail millet) is the source of this 1538-nucleotide messenger RNA. Its product is annotated as probable O-methyltransferase 2. Gene Ontology annotation, molecular function: O-methyltransferase activity; protein dimerization activity; S-adenosylmethionine-dependent methyltransferase activity. The record is from RefSeq and is a predicted model, not a curated record. Lineage: Eukaryota; Viridiplantae; Streptophyta; Magnoliopsida; Poales; Poaceae. Bases 75 to 1178 code for a protein of 367 amino acids. Gene Ontology annotation, biological process: methylation. The transcript has 2 exons.